Messenger RNA from Melospiza georgiana, 2841 nucleotides. It is a transcript of the gene ZDHHC21, whose product is annotated as zinc finger DHHC-type palmitoyltransferase 21. Bases 197 to 994 code for a protein of 265 amino acids. The record is from RefSeq and is a predicted model, not a curated record. Gene Ontology annotation, cellular component: endoplasmic reticulum; Golgi apparatus. The transcript has 9 exons. Gene Ontology annotation, biological process: peptidyl-L-cysteine S-palmitoylation; protein targeting to membrane. NCBI's taxonomy places the organism in Eukaryota, Metazoa, Chordata, Aves, Passeriformes, Passerellidae. Gene Ontology annotation, molecular function: protein-cysteine S-palmitoyltransferase activity.
CUGCUUUGUGCCAAGGUCUCUGCUGCAACCAUCCAUUCUAUAAACACGAGAAAUGCCAGGAGAUAGAGAAGACAGAUGAAAAAUCACCCUGUCUUGAGAGUGAUGUCCACAUUUGUGUAGUUCUUGCUUAAUUCUGGAUUUUGCCAUCCAAGGAUUAUUGUCUUGGGCGUGACAAUUUAUUAUCUGUUUAUGUUCAAUGGGGCUACGGAUUCACUUUGUGGUUGACCCUCAGGGUUGGUGCUGCAUGGGCCUAAUUAUCUUUGUCUGGCUGUACAAUACAAUCUUCAUCCCAAAGGUCAUCCUUUUUCCUCAUUAUGAAGAGGGAAAUAUUUCAGUUGUGGCAGUUUUGUGUUAUUACUUCUGCUCAUUGUUUUGUAUAGCUUCAUUAUUUAGAGCCUCAGUAGCAGAUCCAGGAAAACUACCUGAAAAUCCAGAAAUACCAAUUACAGAGCGAGAGCAUUGGGAGUUAUGUAACAAGUGCAAUAUGAUGAGACCAAAGCGUUCACACCAUUGCAGUCGCUGUGGACAUUGUGUGAGGAGGAUGGAUCACCACUGUCCAUGGAUUAAUAAUUGUGUUGGUGAAGACAAUCACUGGCUGUUUUUGCAGCUGUGUUUCUACACCCAGAUCCUUAGUUCCUAUACACUGAUACUUGACUUCUGCCAUUACUACUACUUUUUGCCUCUGAAAAAAGAAAACUGGGAUGUGUUUGUAUUUAGACAUGAACUUGCUCUCCUAAGAAUAUCUGCCUUCAUGGGUCUAAUAAUAUUAGGUGGAAUAAGUCGACUCUUUUACACUCAGCUAAUGGGUAUUUUCACUGACACUACAAGUAUAGAAAAAAUGUCUAACUGUUGUGAAGACAUAUCGAGGCCCCAGAAGCCGUGGCAGCAGACCUUCUCAGAAGUUUUUGGCACUCACUGGAAGAUCCUGUGGUUUAUUCCUUUCAGGCAGCGGCAACCACUGCGAGUUCCCUACCACUUUGCCAGUCAUGACUAAACAGAUGGAUGGUGGGCACAGAUGGGUCCUCCAUGCUGGAAGUGCAUUACAGGUUUUAUGAUAAUAGGACUGUGACAGUCUUCAAGUCAAUUAAAAUCCAGUCAUAGGCAUCACCGUGUGGCCCAGGCAUUAUUUUAGUUAUGGUCUUGAUUUUAUUCUGAAAUUAAGGCAAGUUAAACAAUCAACUUCAGGCUUAUUUUCUUUCAAACUAGCUUUCCGAAGAGAUUCCUUUUGUCUUUGAGGUUAAUACCAAAAGCAAACAAUGGGAAUGUAGUCUUCAUCCAGUUUGAUACUGGUUCUUUCUUUUUCUUCCUUUUUUUUUCCUUUUCUUUCUCCUUCUGUUUUAAUUUUUGUGUCGAAAGCACUGAAGUUUACAUUGGUGGUUAGCUUUCUCACUAAGUGUCUUAUUCUGCCUUGAAAUUUUUUUAGAGUUUUUAUCAGUAGGUCAGUCUGGAUAAUAAUAAUGUCUUUUUUUCUGCUGCAUAUGUUUAAAAUUCCAUGAUUCCAUGAGUUAUUUAUGAUAUGCAAAAGUAAUCCUGCAGCACUGCACUAUAAAAGGUAACAUUGAAAGCUGAAGCAGAGUACUUCCUAAGCCUUUCUCAGAGAGGUUUUGUAGAGGCACACAAAUGUGUGUGUUUACAUAGAGAACAGCUUACAGUUACCUUCUGGCCUAGAUAUGAUGUUAGUGAAAAGUGUUCAUGUCUUUAUGUCAAUGAGAGGGAUUAAAUAUUUCAGGGUAAACUAUGCAGAUACUAUGCAUGUUUUCCCUAAAUCCCAAGGAUUUGAAUCAGCAAUAAUGAACAAAGAAGUUGCAUGGUGGAAAUAUUAUAAUGAUUACUUUUAAAAAAUAUAGAUGUAGUUAGUUGGCAUAAUGUGUCAUAAAGAAUAGUAUAUUGUCAAUAAAAGUUUAAAAUUUUAUAUUUACUUUUCUUUAGUCUUGAUUAGCUGGAAUUGGUCUAAGUGUUUGUAUAUUUAAAAUAAAAUUAAUUAAUAUUUAUACAUAUUUAUAGAUUUGCUAUUAACACGAACAUUGAAGUAUAUAAACACAUUUAAUAGGAUACUAUGUUAAUGUUGAUAGCGUAUAAGUGUGGAAGUAGUUAACCAAAGAAAGCGUCUUUCAGAUCUGGUAAAAUGAUAAAUAUUUCCAAAGUACUAGCUCGGUCUUCCUGUCUCUGAAAAAGUUAUGUACCUGCUUUAGCUCUCCGUAUCUAUACAAAUAUUAACUUCAUGAUUGUGAAAACUACUAUGGAUUUCUAGGAGAAAUUCACAACUUGGUGUUUCCAGCUAUGCUGCUUACUGUGUUUUUUGAGUAGUCUAACAGGACUAGGAACCCCCUUAAACAACAGCCAUGCAGCAGGACACAGUAAAAGACACAAAAUCAGGAUUUUAUACAUGUAGAUUGUGCAGAAAGUAAUAGUUUAUUUGUGAACAGUUACUUCGAAAAAGAAGAGUAAGAAUUUUCAUGACUGGUGUUCGCAAAAAAUUUUUAGAUCAACUCUCUUAAAGUCUUAGUACAGUUAGUGCCAAUCUUAGGUGUCCCUUUAUUGAAUUAACAGAUUUUGAUAAUCCACUGAAAGUUCCAAGAAGUGCAUCUUAAAAAUCACUUGAACUUAAAACUUUUGUAAAUGUCUAACAUUUGAUCCAACUUUACUUUUCCUGUCCUAUUAAAAACAGAUGCAAUGUUUCCUUAAUUUAAAUUUAAGCCUAAUGGUCAGCUAUUUUCCUUUUUAUUUUUCUCAUGCCAGUUGUAGUGAGGUUAGGCUUUCUUUCAAGUGGUAUUGACAUAUUGGCAGCAAUAUUUAAACAAAAAGAAGCUUGAGGAAAUGGAUUAAAAGACUGAAGCAGUG